GACCGAUUCUAACGCCGUUGAUAAACGUCCACCCGAAACUAGGAAGUCUACAUUUGAGUAUGUUACAAGGCAAACUUCCUUUCAUCGCCGGAAAAUAACGAGUCUCAAAGAUGGCGGCGCCGUCAUGGAUCCAAUCGCUAUUGAAUCAUCGGAAGAACGUGCUGGCCUCUAUGCACAUGAAAUGCGUCUCCACUCGCCUUCGCAAAUACGGAUUGAGAUUUGAAGAUUUGUUCGAUCCAAUGGAGGAUAUGGACAUAAAAGAGGCUCUAAGACGCCUCCCUCGUGAAGUUGUGGACGCUCGACACCAGCGUCUUCUCCGUGCUAUGGAUCUCUCCAUGAAGCAUCAAUACCUCCCCGACGAUCUUCAGGCAAAGCAGACGCCAUUUAGGAGUUAUUUACAUGACAUGAUAUCUCUGGUAAAUCAAAAUCCAUAACUACUAGUUCUUUCAAAGCACAUGUACUAUGUCCAAUUUUUGUAGCAAGGAGCUACUUGAGAAAGAAAACAAGAAAUCAAAUAAUCAAGCAGCACAUUGAGAGUUGUUCUUUCCAAUUCACUUCCACCACCUUAUACAAGUAACUGCCUCAAGGCAAUUUGAUAACGCCUGAUAUUGCCACCUGCUCUGCAUACUAGAAAAAGAAUCCUACAUCUAAUUGAUACUUAUGUACUCGACAUUGGCCUGUAAGCUCCUUUGUUCGUCUCCGUCCACCAGGACAUGGUGUUGGUAAUUAAGUUUUGACAAGGCUAUUGCUUUCUAUGUACUGUGCUUUGUGGCUUUCCGUAUUCAAGAUGUAGAUGAAAGUCUCCAAUGUGGGAGUUUAAAGAUACUAGUUAAACUAUAAACUGUAAACAUCAAUCUGUAACCUGUUGAAAUAUCAAGUCUUGUAUACAUUGGAUGUAAGGUGAAACCAGACUUUUGUAAUGCAAUAGGACAAUAAUUUUUGUUUGUUCAAGCUAGCUUUUUUGCA
This is a messenger RNA of Nicotiana tabacum (common tobacco), 966 nucleotides long. RefSeq names its product cytochrome b-c1 complex subunit 7-2, mitochondrial. Gene Ontology annotation, biological process: mitochondrial electron transport, ubiquinol to cytochrome c. Gene Ontology annotation, cellular component: respiratory chain complex III. Lineage: Eukaryota; Viridiplantae; Streptophyta; Magnoliopsida; Solanales; Solanaceae. The record is from RefSeq and is a predicted model, not a curated record.